Messenger RNA from Daucus carota subsp. sativus, 2801 nucleotides. RefSeq names its product DNA (cytosine-5)-methyltransferase 1. Gene Ontology annotation, molecular function: DNA binding; DNA (cytosine-5-)-methyltransferase activity; chromatin binding. Gene Ontology annotation, biological process: negative regulation of gene expression via chromosomal CpG island methylation. The transcript is spliced from 21 exons. Lineage: Eukaryota; Viridiplantae; Streptophyta; Magnoliopsida; Apiales; Apiaceae. The record is from RefSeq and is a predicted model, not a curated record. Bases 147 to 2702 code for a protein of 851 amino acids. Gene Ontology annotation, cellular component: nucleus.
CCACAUCAAAAUUCAAACAAUUCAAUCUCAUCCCGCCUCUCUCUCCUUAUUUACACCCCACACCCUACCUCAAACACUCUCCGUAGCCCACUUCUCUCUGUCUCCCUCCACAAAUUUCUCGCUCCCUCUCCCUCUAUUCUGAAGCUAUGCCUCGUAAACGAGCGGCGCCAAAAUCCAACGGCGAACAAGCCGAUGCACAAAAAUCUCGAUCUUCAAAAAGAUCGAAAGGCGACGCAAUCAAAGAAGAAGAGGACUUCGUUUUGCAAAUCAGCGACGCCGAGGAGAAUGAUGAAGAGGAGUUGGUGCAAAGUAAAGACGAGCAAGAAGUUGAGAUGAAUAUGGUUCGAAAGCCCAAGCGAUUGGAGAACGAAGAGCCGAGCUUCUUUAUCGGCGAGCCUAUCAAUGUCGAUGAAGCCAAGCGACGAUGGCCUGAUCGAUAUCUCGCUGAGAUUAGAGGAGGCAUGGAGGCUCCAAGAUCCAUAAGUAAUCCUGAGAAAUGUCAAGCUCGUAGGCAUUAUAAAGAAGCAAGGGUUGACGGGCAUGUAUCUUUUGCUCUUGGUGAUGACGCUCAUGUCAUGGCCGGUGAUGGAGCAGAUAAUUACAUAUGUAGGAUAAUUGAAAUGUUUGAAGGGGUUGAUGGUGAACCCUAUAUAACUGCCCAAUGGUUUUACAGGGCCAAAGAUACAGUAAUAAAAGAUUGCUCAAACCUGAUUGACAAAAAACGGGUUUUUUUGUCCAAUAUCAAAGAUGACAACCAUUUGGAUUGUUUACUUGAAAAGAUUAAAAUUGUUCAACUUUCGCUAAAUGCUGAUUUAGAUACUAAGAUGAAGACUGUUGCAAAAUGUGACUACUAUUAUGACAUGUUGUACCAUGUCCCGUUUUCAACAUUCCUAAAUGCCAAGCAUGAUGACACUAAAGACGAAAAUGAUUCUGCUUCUGCGAUCUCAAGCGAGAAUGAUGCCAAUCAAGAUGAAGGGAACAAGAACCAGAAGGAAAUGAACUUGUUGGACCUGUUUUCAGGAUGCGGUGCAAUGUCCACUGGACUUUGUCUCGGUGCCAAUUUGUCAGGUGUUAAACUUGUUACGAAAUGGGCAGUAGACCUGAACCAAUACGCAUGCCAGAGCCUAAAAUACAACCAUCCAGAGACUGAGGUUAGAAAUGAGAAAGCUGAAGAAUUUUUAGCUCUUCUAAAAGAGUGGCAAAGACUGUGUGCCUACUUUUCCUUAAUUGAAGACAAAGGCUUUCAAAAAAAAUAUGUAUCUCCCGAGAUUACAAAUAAUGAUGAAAAUGACGAGGAAGUAGAAGUAGACGAUGAGGAAAUUUUUGAGGUAGAGAAGAUUUUAUCCAUAUGCCAUGGCCUUCCUGCUGGGCAGAAGAAACCUGGAUUAUAUUUCAAGAUUCGCUGGAAGGGAUACGGAGAAGAUGAAGACACAUGGGAGCCUGAAGAUGGCUUAAGUGGGGCUCUGGAUAAGCUUAAGGAGUUUGUUACAAAUGGCUUCAAUUCAAAGAUUCUACCUUUGCCCGGUGAUGCUGAUAUCAUAUGUGGAGGUCCUCCAUGCCAGGGAAUUAGUGGUUUCAACCGCUUCAGGAACUACAAAAAUCCUUUAGAAGACUCAAAAAAUGAGCAACUUCUGGUUUAUAUGAGUAUUGUGGAGUACUUGAAGCCAAAGUUUGUUUUGAUGGAAAAUGUUGUUGACAUAGUCAAAUUUGCUAAAGGUUUCCUUGGAAGAUAUGCGUUAGGCCGCCUUGUUGGUAUGAAUUACCAGGCUCGCUUGGGUAUGAUGGUUGCAGGGGCUUAUGGCCUCCCUCAAUUUCGCAUGCGUGUUUUCUUGUGGGGUGCUCAUCAUACAAUGAAGCUGCCUCAGUUCCCAUUACCCACUCACAAUGUUGUUGUGAGAGGACAUUCCCCAGUGGAAUUCGAGUCAAAUGUGGUCACCUAUGAUGACGGUUGUGCUCCAAAAUUACAUGACAAAUUGUACUUGGGGGAUGCAAUUUCUGAUCUUCCAGCUGUGGACAAUAAUGAACCCCGUGAUGAAAUGCCAUAUGGCCCUUCUCCUAAAACUGAAUUUCAGAAAUUCAUCAGGAAAGGGAAAGAAGAGAUGCUAGGUUCAGCACCACCACUGCUACCACAGUCAGACUGCCUUCUUUAUGAUCAUCGUCCUCUUAAAUUGAACAAUGAUGAUUAUGAGCGAGUUUGUCAUAUACCAUUUAAAAAGGGGGCCAAUUUUAGGGAUCUUAAAGGGGUGAGAGUCGGACCUGAUAAUAAAGUGGAAUGGGACCCUGAUGUUGAACGUGUUUAUUUGUCCUCAGGAAAGCCUUUGGUCCCUGACUAUGCUAUGACAUUUGUGCGUGGAACCUCUUCCAAGCCAUUUGGGAGAUUAUGGGGGGAUGAGACAGUACCUACUGUAGUUACCAGAGCUGAACCACAUAAUCAGAUAAUUAUUCAUCCUGAACAAAAUAGAGUCCUCACUAUCCGUGAGAAUGCUAGACUGCAGGGCUUUCCUGAUUAUUACAAGCUCUUUGGUCCUAUUAAGGAAAGGUACAUUCAAGUGGGCAAUGCUGUUGCUGUUCCCGUGGCAAGAGCCCUCGGAUACUCAUUGGGACUAUCAGUUAGAGGCAGUGGCUGGUCUCCUUUGCAACCUUUAUUCACUUUGCCAGCAGGAUUUCCUAUUUGUCAGUCUCAUGCUUCUGAUGAAGUUUGAAAUACAAUCUCAUUCUUUGUUAUUCAUUCAUCAUUUUGUAUUUGUAUUAGUUACUGUUGGAGACCUCCUUGAACACAAUAAAAUUUGAUCUUAAUUUAU